AUGUCCAACCAGACAAGAGUCACUCACUUCAUCCUCAGAGGCUUCUCAGAUGUCCCCGAGCUGAGACUCGUGGUCAUUCCAUUUUUCUUGCUUGUUUAUUCCUUUGGCCUCCUGGGGAACAUCUCCAUAGUCACAGCUGUGACCAGAGAGAGCAGGCUCCACUCCCCCAUGUACUUCUUCCUCAAGAAUUUAUCUUUCCUAGACAUGUGCUACACCUCAGCCACCAUCCCCAAGGCACUGGUUAUAAGCUUCACGGGAUCGGGGGUCAUCUCCUAUCGCCAGUGUGUGGCACAGCUCUACAUAUUUUUUACACUUGCUUGCACUGAGUGCUUUCUGCUCACAGCCAUGGCGUAUGACCGCUGCCUGGCCAUCCUCAGGCCCCUGCUCUAUGGAGUCAUCAUGAACCAGAGACGAUGCUCUGAGCUGGUCGCUGCCGCCUGGGUGAGCGGGGCCAUCUACUCAGCCUUCCACACUUUCAACACCUUCUCCCUCCCCUACUGCGGACCCAAUGUCAUCGAACACUUCUUCUGUGACAUCCCUCCAGUCAUGAGACUGUCCUGCACUGAUUACCACGUCAACGAGGAGGUGGGCUUUGCUGUCGGCAGCUGCAUCCUCAUGAGCUCCUUUGCCCUCACGGUCCUCUCCUACGUGGGCAUCGUCUCCACGGUGGUUCGCAUCCCCUCAGUGGAGGGCAGAGGGAAAGCCUUUUCCACCUGCUCCUCUCACCUGACCACGGUGGUCUUGUUUUAUGGAACUGGAAGCUUCGUGUACUUGAGGCCUGCCUCUCAGUACUCCCCGACCCAGGGUCGCCUGGCAUCUAUCUUCUACUCUGUGCUCACACCCUCUUUGAAUCCUCUUGUCUACUGUGUGAGGAACAAAGACAUGAAGUUUGCUCUGCAGAAGCUGUAUUGUCAAAGAAAGUGCUGA
Molecule: messenger RNA, 927 nt
Organism: Nannospalax galili (Upper Galilee mountains blind mole rat)
Lineage: Eukaryota; Metazoa; Chordata; Mammalia; Rodentia; Spalacidae
Product: olfactory receptor 5V1-like
Exons: 1
Coding region: 1-927 (308 amino acids)
Biological process (GO): G protein-coupled receptor signaling pathway
Cellular component (GO): membrane
Molecular function (GO): olfactory receptor activity; G protein-coupled receptor activity
Source: RefSeq, a predicted model, not a curated record